Molecule: messenger RNA, 312 nt
Organism: Rangifer tarandus platyrhynchus (Svalbard reindeer)
Lineage: Eukaryota; Metazoa; Chordata; Mammalia; Artiodactyla; Cervidae
Source: the annotation of a GenBank genome assembly
AUGAAUGCUGAAGCACUGGCCCAACACAGUUCCGCCCCCACCCAUGGCGCCUCCCUCCAGGAGCUCUUGAUCUUGGCGGAGACGCUGCCGAGCCACCUGCCCCACCUGGCCACCCAACCACUUCUCCAGAAAGAGCCCUUUGCUUGGUCCACCCACCAGGAAAUCUGCAGAUUAACACCAUCCUCCUUUCAAGAGUUCACCUUCCCAGUGGAUCCCCCUAGUGUGAGUGCCUGGUGGGAGAGAGGGUUAGCCUUCAAAGCGACUGAAGGAGCGCAAGGGCUGUGGGGGCUGGGGCCUCAGGUGGGUUUCUAG